Messenger RNA from Bactrocera neohumeralis, 582 nucleotides. RefSeq lists its product as uncharacterized. The transcript has a single exon. NCBI's taxonomy places the organism in Eukaryota, Metazoa, Arthropoda, Insecta, Diptera, Tephritidae. The record is from RefSeq and is a predicted model, not a curated record. The coding region runs from base 164 to 472 and encodes 102 amino acids.
UAUGCACAGCUACUUUACGGAGUGUUGUCAAAAAUCAACUCCAAUUUUGGUAUAUAAAAGCAAAGUGCUAUUCCGAGUAUAAUCAAACCGUUUUCGACUCUUCCAGGGGAAGUUUCUUAGCAAAUACUCAGAACCGUCCAUAAAAUAAAAGAAUUCAGUGAAAAUGCGCGCCUUCAACGUUUGCUUAGUACUGGUGUUAUUCGUGGCGAUGCUGGUCGGCAUUAACGGUAAUCCCGUCGGCGAUAAUGCUGUGCUCACUUUAGAGACAGCCGAACAACCGUUAACCUUGUCCGAUGUCAACGACCAGCAAGGACAUGAGAACGAAGGCGAUCGCUUGGCGCGGGGCUACGGCGGCUACCGUGGUGGUUAUGGUGGAUACCGUGGCGGUUUUGGUGGAUAUCGUGGCGGUUAUGGUGGAUACCGCGGUGGAUUUGGUGGAUAUGGCGGUCGUCGUGGUGGUUAUUACGGUUAAAAUGACGAGAAAUAUACGAAAAACUAUAAUAUAUCUUUAAUUUAAAUUGUGAAAUUAAAACUAUUAUUUGCCAUACUACAAGAAUAAAAUUAACCGAAUUUUGCCAAUAA